AAUAUGCCAGCAUUUUUUCCUUGCAGAACAACCCAUCCACGGAUUUCCUUUUUUCUCGCUUAAAAAAAAAGUAACUUUUGAGUUGAACACGAGACAGAAAGGAUCGUCCAGAAAUUCCAGAAUACGGCGAGAAUGAUAAAGUCACUGACUUUUCUUGCCUUGUUCUUCACCUUCUCAGUCUCUGAAUCAGCCUCGAUUCUCCCACACCCCAAGCCUCUCAACUCCUCCAUCCCCAAAACCAUUUCCCAGAACACAGGGUCCUGUUCUUACACAGUAAUAAUCAAGACAAGCUGCUCUUCGUCGAAAUACACACGCGAUCAUAUCGGUCUUUACUUCGGCGAUUCGUAUGGAAUUCAGGUGUACGCGCCGAGGCUGGACGAUCCGCGUUCUGGAACCUUCGAGCGGUGCUCCUCGGACACGUUCCACAUAAAUGGGCCGUGCACGCACCAGAUCUGUUCUCUGUACCUCUACAGAAGCGGAUACGAUGGGUGGAAACCGGAUACGGUAAAGGUCUACGGUUACUACACUAAGGCUGUCACUUUCUACUUCAAUACCUUUAUUCCUAAUGGUAUUUGGUAUGGUUUUAACGACUGCUAUGGCGGUUUAGCUUCAUCCGACUGAAUGUGAUUUUUGUUCUCUCUGUUAUGUUUAUGUCGUUUUGUGAUUUUUCCCUUUAUAUUGUACGAUGAUGUUGUUACUUGUUAGCGCAUGUUUAUAUAGAAGCUGUUUUGAUGAUAAUAAAUUUGGGAAAAUUGAUCAUGUAUUCUGU
This is a messenger RNA of Morus notabilis, 769 nucleotides long. RefSeq names its product embryo-specific protein ATS3A. Gene Ontology annotation, molecular function: protein binding. The transcript is spliced from 3 exons. The record is from RefSeq and is a predicted model, not a curated record. NCBI's taxonomy places the organism in Eukaryota, Viridiplantae, Streptophyta, Magnoliopsida, Rosales, Moraceae. Bases 133 to 621 code for a protein of 162 amino acids.